Messenger RNA from Colletotrichum spaethianum, 849 nucleotides. RefSeq names its product carbonic anhydrase. The record is from RefSeq and is a predicted model, not a curated record. The transcript is spliced from 3 exons. NCBI's taxonomy places the organism in Eukaryota, Fungi, Ascomycota, Sordariomycetes, Glomerellales, Glomerellaceae. Bases 1 to 849 code for a protein of 282 amino acids. Gene Ontology annotation, molecular function: carbonate dehydratase activity; zinc ion binding.
AUGAAGUCUGCGGCAAUUCUCUCCCUCAUUCCCGCCGCUGCGGCAUUCUGCCAUCAUGGCACCAGCCUUUUCAAGAAGGAUCAGCUCUUCAAGAGGGCUGACGGCACUUUUGGCUUCGAUGGCCUGAACGGUCCCUUGAACUGGCUGUCCCUCAGCGCCAGCAACGAAGCCUGCGCCCUGGGCAAGAACCAGUCUCCCAUCAACGUUCAGGAGUCCAACACCAAACAGGUACAGGGUUCAACCAUUACUUUCAGCCCGGAGCAGCACCCCGAGGGCGCCCAGCUGGAGAAUCUCAAUGGGUUCCUCGAGGUUCGAGCCAACGGUACCAUGCAGAAUGGUGGCAAGACUUACAGCUUGCGUCAAUUCCACUUCCACACUCCCAGUGAGCAUCGCAUCAACGGAGAACACUUCCCACUGGAGGUCCACUUUGUCUGGGAGGCUCAAGUCGGCAACGGCUCCUCUCUCGCCGUCGUCGGAUUCCCCAUCGAGGUCGCCGAGACAUCCAACCCUCUUCUGGCCUCUGUUUUUGCGAACAUUGAACAGGUCACCGCAGUCGGAUCGCACGCUGCAACUGGUCCUUUGGACUUCACCAGUCUUUCCGAGCACCUGUCGAAGAACACUAUCUACCAGUACUCUGGCUCUCUCACCACACCUCCCUGCACCGAGGCUAUUGCGUGGAACGUUGUUGGAAUCCCCAUCCCCAUCGACAUCGCAACAUACCUGAAGACCAAGAGCAUCAUGAAGUACAACGCCCGCUACACCCAAAACAAUCCUGGCGAGAUGAACCUGUUGGAGAACGCCUACGAAGGCAUCAAGAAGUUCAAGGAAACCAGCCAAGGUACGAACUAG